GCGGGGGCCGGGGCGGGUGCGCCGCGGCUCGGUGCGGCGGCACAAUGCUGCGCUCGCUCGGCUCCUUGCUGUGCCUGUGGGCGCUGCGGCUGCCGGUGCCACCAGAGGGCACGGCCGCGGCCGCCCGCGGGCUGGACGUCGCUUCGUACCGGGAGCGGGUGCGAGCCAUGUUCUACCACGCCUACGAGCACUACCUGGAGAGCGCCUUUCCCUACGAUGAGCUGCGGCCGCUGACGUGCGAUGGGCAGGACACCUGGGGCAGCUUCUCCCUCACGCUGAUCGACGCCCUGGACACCUUGCUGAUCUUGGGAAACGUCUCUGAGUUUCAGCGAGUGGUCACCGUGCUGCAGGAGGGGGUGGACUUCGAUAUCGAUGUCAACGCCUCUGUCUUCGAGACCAACAUUCGAGUGGUGGGUGGUCUCCUCUCUGCACACUUGCUGUCAAAGAAGGCUGGUGUGGAAGUGGAAGCAGGCUGGCCGUGCUCUGGACCUCUCCUGAGGAUGGCAGAGGAAGCAGCUCGCAAACUCCUGCCAGCUUUUCAGACCCCAACUGGGAUGCCAUAUGGAACAGUGAACUUGCUGCAUGGAGUAAACCCUGGGGAGACACCAGUUACCUGUACUGCUGGAAUUGGUACAUUUAUAGUGGAGUUUGCCACUUUAAGCCACCUUACUGGUGACCCAGUGUUUGAGGAUGUUGCCAGGAAAGCUUUGAAGGCUCUGUGGAAAAAUCGCUCAGACAUUGGGCUGGUUGGUAACCACAUCGAUGUGCUGACUGCCAAGUGGGUGGCCCAAGAUGCUGGCAUUGGGGCAGGAGUGGAUUCCUACUUUGAGUACCUUGUUAAAGGAGCCAUUCUGCUGCAGGAUGAGGAGCUGAUGUCCAUGUUUCUAGAGUAUAACAAAGCUAUCAAAAACUACACCAAGUUUGACGACUGGUACCUCUGGGUUCAGAUGUACAAAGGAACAGUGUCCAUGCCUGUCUUUCAGUCCCUGGAGGCCUACUGGCCAGGCCUACAGAGCCUGAUUGGAGACAUAGAUAAUGCCAUGAGAACCUUCCUCAACUAUUACACUGUCUGGAAACAGUUUGGUGGGCUGCCAGAGUUCUACAACAUCCCCCAGGGCUAUACAGUGGACAAGAGGGAAGGAUAUCCACUCAGGCCUGAGCUGAUUGAGAGCGCAAUGUAUCUGUACCGAGCUACCAGAGACCCCACACUCCUAGAACUGGGAAGAGAUGCAGUGGAGUCAAUAGAGAAAAUCAGCAAGGUGGACUGUGGAUUUGCAACUAUCAAAGACUUGAGAGAUCACAGGCUGGAUAAUCGCAUGGAAUCCUUCUUUCUGGCUGAGACAGUCAAAUACCUGUACCUGCUGUUUGACCCAGACAACUUCAUUCACAAUGAUGGGUCGGUCUUUGACGUGGUGAUUACACCAUAUGGGGAGUGUGUCUUGAAUGCUGGAGGAUAUGUCUUCAACACUGAAGCUCAUCCUAUAGACCCUGCUGCGCUGCACUGCUGUAGGAAGCGUAAGGAAGAGCAGUGGGAGGUGGAAGACUUGAUGAGGGAGUUUUACUCCCUGAAGAAAACCAAGAAAUUCACUUUAAAUAGGCCUUCCAACCAUGGGGAAGGGGAAAGUGCAAAAGCCCCUGAAUAUGCCUCAUCAGAGAAAGGUGGAGAGAAGAGAAACUCCAAGAAGAGCUCACACUCCCUCCUCAGUUGCCCCAGUCAGUCUUUUAACUCUAAACUUGCAGUACUGGGACAAGUCUUCCUAGAUAACAGCUGAUUUCACUUCCAUCAUCAGUUUAAAUUAUUGAACUUGUUUCAGACUCUGGAAAUGUGUUUUUCUAGUUUCAAAAUGGAAAGUGUUGUACCUCACAAUGUGAACUGUGUUACAAAGUGAAACAGCUUCCCAUUAAAUUCUGCUACUGCUCUUUCAGGAUUGUGGUUCAGAAAUCAGCUGUCAGUGCUGUCAGGUUGCUUAUCUCAAACCAAGGGGUUGCCUGAAAACCAAACAGGUAUUCAGAUGGAGAAGUCCACAGGUUAGAGGUACCUUCCUUAUUUCAUCAUGAGUGGUUUGAGCUUUUGCACACUUACACAGAGUCCACAGCUUACUUGGUUCCAUAAAAAUGAGCCUCACCAGUUCCCCGGCUUGAGGGGAGAAGCAGAUGAAGUGUAGUUUCAGUUCUGGGCCUGCAGUAUGCUUCCACCAUUCCUCUUUGGUCUAUAUGAAUGUAGAAUUUCCCCAAGAGAUGAUGUCCAGUCAAGACAAUAUGUUCGUUUUGAGGUGGAGGCUCAGGUUUGUAGCAUGUCUGUGGAGCAUGCAGUAUGGCAUGGGGGAGGAGAGCAGUGGCUACGCAGGGAAGUGUUCCUUGGUGUCUAGGAGCUGUGUGGGCAAGUACCUGAAACCACUUCAGUAAGCAUCCAGCUAAUGGCAUCUAGGAGUGAGACCUAGCAAAAGUUUUGUUGCCCCUGCAGUGGAGCUGGCUUGCUUCUUGCAGAGUCUAACAUGCUUUUCCCUGUUUGCUUCCUCUUUUAAGCUUCCCUUUGAGCCUCACUUGCCUAACUCCACAUCAGCCACCUCAGGGUGGACCAACCGAGCUGUCUGUGUAGCACGUUGAAGGGUGGGAUGGAAGGAGACUUGAUUCUGACUGAAAAACAACCCUCCCUUGGUGCAGGAGACUGCAGCAGGCAGUGAGAGAACUCUCUGAGACUGAUGGAAACCAAACUGCACUUCUGUCUUUUUCUUCACAGGUGAAAGUGUGAAAUGUGUUCAUGCUCAGCUGAUGUGCAUAUCUAAACCUUUCAAUGUGUCACAAGUGUCUUUGACAGGUGCAUGCACUGAUCAGAAAGGGAAAUCAGUAGUGUUACGAAGAGGUUUUUCUUUCUAAAGGAAUAAAAGAAAAAGCAGGGCAGAAAA
Messenger RNA from Pogoniulus pusillus (Red-fronted tinkerbird), 2906 nucleotides. It is a transcript of the gene EDEM2, whose product is annotated as ER degradation enhancing alpha-mannosidase like protein 2. The record is from RefSeq and is a predicted model, not a curated record. The transcript is spliced from 11 exons. Gene Ontology annotation, biological process: mannose trimming involved in glycoprotein ERAD pathway; carbohydrate metabolic process; endoplasmic reticulum mannose trimming. Gene Ontology annotation, molecular function: mannosyl-oligosaccharide 1,2-alpha-mannosidase activity; calcium ion binding. NCBI's taxonomy places the organism in Eukaryota, Metazoa, Chordata, Aves, Piciformes, Lybiidae. The coding region runs from base 45 to 1772 and encodes 575 amino acids. Gene Ontology annotation, cellular component: endoplasmic reticulum; membrane.